This is a messenger RNA of Molossus molossus (Pallas's mastiff bat), 756 nucleotides long. RefSeq names its product keratin-associated protein 10-7-like. The record is from RefSeq and is a predicted model, not a curated record. Bases 1 to 756 code for a protein of 251 amino acids. Gene Ontology annotation, cellular component: keratin filament. The transcript has a single exon. NCBI's taxonomy places the organism in Eukaryota, Metazoa, Chordata, Mammalia, Chiroptera, Molossidae.
AUGGCCGCGUCCACCCUGUCCGUCUGCUCCAGCGACCUGAGCUAUGACAGCCGCACCUGCCUGCCCGGUUCCUCUGACUCUUGUACUGUCUCCUCCUGGGAGGUGGACGACUGUCCAGAGAGCUGCUGCCAGCCCUCCUGCUGUGCCCCCAGCUGCUGCCAGCCCUCCUGCUGUGCCCCCAGCUGCAGCCAGCCCACCUGCUGUGCCCCCAGCUGCUGCCAGCCCACCUGCUGUGCCCCCAGCUGCUGCACCCCAGCCUCCUGCCUGACCCUCAUCUACACCCCAGUGAGCUGCAUGUCCAGCCCCUGCCAAUCAGCCUGCAUCAGCUCCUGCACACCCUCGUGCUGCCAGUUUAGCUGCCAGCCCUCCUGCUGCACCUCUGCCCCCUGCCAGCAGCCCUGCUGUAUGUCCAUGUGCUGCAAGCCCAUGUGCUGCACACCCGUCUGCUGCAAGCCCAUCUGCUGCAAGCCCAUGUGCUGUAUGCCUGCCUGCUCUGGGCCUGCCCCCUGCCCUGCCCCCUCCUGCUGCCAGCCCACCCCCUGCUUCUCAUCCUGCUGCAGACCCUCCUCCUGCUGCAGACCCUCCUCCUGCAUGUCUGUCAUCUGCCGCCCCGUGUGCAGGCCUGUGUGCAGGCCGGCCUGCUGCGUGCCCGUCUCCUCCUGCUGUGCCCGCCCCUCUUGCCAGUCCAGCUGCUGCCGCCCGGCCUCCUGUGUGUCCCUGGUCUGCCGCCCCGUGUGCUCCCGCCCAGCCUGCUGA